Messenger RNA from Biomphalaria glabrata, 4853 nucleotides. RefSeq lists its product as uncharacterized. NCBI's taxonomy places the organism in Eukaryota, Metazoa, Mollusca, Gastropoda, Planorbidae. The transcript is spliced from 22 exons. The record is from RefSeq and is a predicted model, not a curated record. The coding region runs from base 67 to 3864 and encodes 1265 amino acids.
GAGCGGAAAUUUUAAAAUAUGUUGUUUUGUUAGAAGUCAUAAAACUUCUAGUUUAUAGAUUCACAAAUGUAUACCGACAAGUCAAGUAAUGAAAGAAAAAAGAAGUCUGAAAACAGAAGAUCAUCUAUUCUCAAAAAGCAAGAUACUUUUAGGUUUGAGAAUACUGAAGGAAUUAGUGAUGGGCCUCGAACUCCUAGGCGUGUUAGUUUUGCCAGCACCUACACUAUAAAGCAUUUCAACCCAGUACCUUGGCACAACAGUGUGAGUGAUGAAAGUUCUAGCAGCAGUGGAACUAACCAUGAAACUUUUACAUCUGCUCUGGAAAGCAAUGAAACUUUUCAAAAGAUAAAUACUACAGCUUGUGUAAAUCAAGAUACUUGUCACCAACUAGAAGAAAAUGGUUUCCAGAAUUUGGAUGUAAGAUUGACAGACUGUGUGAAGGAAUCAGAUCGUCAACCUCAUAUUAACUGUACAAUUGUCUUUAGUGACAAAGAUGAGACAGGAUGCAUGAUGGAAACCACAGCUAAUAUCUCACAACUUUCUGCCUCACUUGAUGACCCUGACAUAGAUUCAGUUUUUUUUCAUAAAGAUUUGCAAGAAACCGCAGCAGAAUCAACUAAUAUAUCUGAAGCUAAAAAGCCAAAAAUCUUAGAUAAUUUGUUUGCCUUGAUUAAAAAAGGUCAAUCUGUUGAUGAGACAGAAUGCUUGAUGGAAACCACAGCUAACAUCUCACAACUUUCAACUUUACUGGAACAGCCUGCUUUAGAUUCAGUAUUUGUGGUUGAAGAUAUGCAGGAAAUCACCCAAGAAACAGCUUAUAUAUCAGAAGCUACAAAGCCAAAAAUCUUAGAUAAUUUGUUUGCCUUGAUUAAAAAAGAUGAAUCUGUUGAUGAGGUGGAAUGCAUGAAGGAAAGGACAGCUUUUGAUAAAGAUGUGCAUGAAACCACAGUAGAAAGAACUAAUAUAUCAGAAGCUAAAAAGCCAAAAAUCUUAGAUAAUUUGUUUGCCUUGAUUAAAAAAGAUGAAUAUGUUGAUGAGACAGAAUGCAUGAUGGAAACCACAGCUAACAUCUCACAACUUUCAACUUUACCGGAAGAGCCUGCUUUAGAUUCGGUAUUUGUGGUUGAAGAUAUGCAGGAAAUCACACAAGAAACAGCUUAUAUAUCAGAAGCUACAAAGCCAAAAAUCUUAAAUAAUUUGUUUGCCUUGAUUAAAAACGAUGAAUCUGUUGAUGAGGUAGAAUGCAUGAUGGAAAUGACAGCUUUUGAUAAAGAUGUGCAGGAAACCACAGCAGAAAGAACUAAUAUAUCAGAAGCUAAAAAGCCAAAAUUCUUAGAUAAUUCGUUUACCUUGAUUAAAAAAGAUGAAUCUGUUGAUGAGACAGAAUGCAUGAUGGAAACCACAGCUAACAUUUCACAACUUUCAACUUCACUUAAAGAACCUGCCAUAGAUUCAGUUUUUUUUAAAGACAUACAGGAAACUACACAAGCAACAACUAAUAUUUCAGAAGCUGUAAAGCCGAGAAUCUUAGAUAAUUUAUUUGCCUUAAUUAAAAAAGAUCAACCUAUUGAAGAUGUUUCGAGUACUGUAAUGCCAGCACAAAAUAGAAUCUCUGGAAUGCCACUAAGUACCAUCUCCAAAUUUGACAUGACUCCUAUAAAAGAAAUUUCUUUAACUUCAACUAAUCAUUCAUUAAGUGAACCUCGGAAAGGUCUAAGUGUCAUGCCAAUCAGUUCUCAGGCAUUGCAGCUAAGUCAAAUUGGCUUGAAAUUAGAUAAAGUUGUUGAUAGGUCGAUUGCUACAAAAGAAAUUAGUAUUCAUGCUUGUGAGAAAGAGAAUUACCCAGUGCUAUCUAUUAAACCCAAAGAAUCAAAUCAAACUACAGACUUACAACAUGUUGACUUGGGUGUUCAAUCUGUUGGUAAACUACAUGAUGGUCAACUCAUCAAUGAAGAUCUAAACACCUCGUCCAUAUUAUCCAUUGAUAAAGAUAGCAAAGUAGCUGUUUCAAAGAUGUCUAAUCAAACAGUUUCUAAUGUAGAACUCCAAAUACAAAAUACUAUUUCAGAUCUAGCUCAGCAUGCAGUAACUUGUUCAGAAAAAGAAAGCAUGAGAAAAUCAGUUUUGAAAGACUUAAGUCAUCAGUUAUCCCUCACACAGCCAUUAAACCUUGGUAAAAGAAAAUCCACCAACUUUAAUCUUAUUCUAGGCAACAAGAAAAAACGAUUAGCUCCUGUUACCACAAUAAGUGGCCUUCAGUCAUCUAACUGUGAAAGUCCAAAGUCAUUUGAUAACAUAACAACUAACCUGAAUUUUAUAAGUCCAGAAAGGCCAUUCCAAAUAAGUAACUUUGAUGAAGGCAUGUCACCAUUACCAGAUAUAUUUGGUCAGACUCCAACUAUUACAACGAGUGAAGCCAAAAGUAAAAUUAGAGAACCUAUUGAAGACUAUGAUGACCUAGAACUGUUAGGAAACCAGGAAAUGCCAGAGUUAGCCAACAGUGAUGAUAAUUCUUUCACAGAAAGUACACAGUCAUUAUAUAAGUUGCCUACUUCAAAUUUGAAUCAACAACAUAAUUUAGAAAAGUUUAAAAGUGCUACUUCUGUAAGUGAUCUCCUGGUAUCUUUAGGCAUCAAGCAUACAAGAAAUGUGCCCAAUAAAGUGAUAUCUUUUGUGAAUAUUCCAUUAUCAAGUGUCCAAGAUCAACUGAAGACACUACUCACAUUUGUUCCAAAGGCAGAGGUGCUAAGUCAUUAUCUUGCUAAUAUUGAAUCUUCCAAAGAGCUAUGUCACCAAGAAAGUAAACAAAAACUAGCAGAAUGUGUUGAAGAACCAGCAGCUUACACUUACUUUUCUACAAAUGAUCCUAUAAACAAAAAAAAAUUGUUGGAAAUGAUAGAGGCCAGUAAGUUGCUAGCACGUAGCAAGUGGAAAAAAAUGAAAGCCAAUCAUUUACUGAAAUAUUACACUGACAGAGAGGCUGUUCAUGAGGCUUUCAAUGUAGAGGUUAGGGAUGUUCUAGCAGCUACAGAAUCCAUUCUAGCAGUAACAUCAGACAUUGACAAACGUUUAAAUGAAAUUGACUUUCUAUUGCAAGAUCACAAAGAAACCACUGAACUAACAUCCUGUGAAAAUGAAAAUGCUGAACUUAGAUUGCGAUGUCUUGAAUUAACAAACUCUGUUGAACGUCUCCAAGCUGAAAAUGAUUGCUCUUUGAGAAGAUCAUCUGAUUCUCUUCAAAGAGUUCAUUCUAUAUCAGGAAUACUACAAUGGAUGAACAGAAUGACAGAAUGGAGUUUAUUGAAAAGUACAGAGAAUGAGUUGGAAUUUGGCUUUUUGUGGCAGACAGUUGUAUUACAUAUUGACUAUUCACAGUCUAGCAGAAGAAUUGUACAAGUUUCUAUAAGACAACAUUUGUCAGAGAGCAGCAAACCUUGGGCUAAACUGGCUGUCACAUAUGCAGUAUCAAGCAUCAACUGUCAACAGUUACUGGAGACCUAUCCCAACAUUAGCCAGAUGAAUCAGCUACUUCAGGAUGUGUCAACUGUGAUGUUUUUAAGCCGACAACUUUCUACAGAGUUAAAGUAUGCUUUCUUGAACCAUUAUGUGACUAUUGACAAAAAUAGCUUGACAGUAGUUUUAUCGGACAGAUUGACGUGUCAGAAGAUAAGCAUGACAGCAUCCUUGGUUCCUAAUAGUUAUCCUUAUCAACCAUUAAAUUGGAUCAUUACACCAUUAAUAGGUCAUACAUCAUUGGAAGCUGUUCAUAAAGCCAUUGAAAGUAUACCUGGAGGAGAUCAGUAUUUCACUCAGCUCCUAGCAGCAGUACAACUCUGUAUGACUACAUCUUUGGCUCAACAUUAGCAGGAGUCAUAUAUUAUUAAGUCAGCAGCAUAAAUGUCAAUGAGUUUUUAAUGUCAUGAAAUAGUUUUUUUUUUUUUUUUUUUUUUUGUGUUGAAAACUUGAGGAGAUAAAAGAAAAAACAACUGUGUAAUGGUCUAGCAUAGAAACAUUGAGUUUGUCAAGAAAAUUUUUUGUUUUUUGGAAUCCAUCUCCUUGAAAACUACACUCUUACACUUUUCAGGUUGCUCUCUAGACUGAGAGUGUUAUUUAAAUGUCACAGACAAAAUAUUUCAUCUUUUGUUUAAUAGAUUUAGAUAAUCUGUCAAUUUAAAAAAGUUACUUUAUAAUGUUUUGUUGAAGUUUCUUCAAAUUUUGUUUUGUAACUAAAACCGCAUUGUUCUAAAUGCGAAACUGUCAGAUAGUAACUAAAAUCUAGGGGAAAAGUGCUUGUUAAUUAUUCAUUUUGCCUUGAGUGGUGCUCAGUUGAAUGUCUUGAUUUUGAUACAGAAAUUGAUUACAAUAAUGAUUGUAACAUUUCAAUGCACAUAUAACUCUGGAUUCUAUGUUACUGACACACAAUGAAACUGGCAAAGCUUUCCUCUCUUGUCAGUGGGUGUCCCACUAAGCUCUUUUGAUUCCAUCAGUAUCUCUGAUGAAUAGCUAAGUAAUUGUGUUAUUGGUUUGAUCACUAUCACUUGAUUUUUAGAUAGAUGUAAAAUACACAAUAUCAAAUACAUAUUUAUGAUUUGAAUGUACAUUUGUAUAUGUUCUCUUGAGAAGGUUUAUGAAUGCAAUAUGCUUACAGUAAACAUGUGUAUUAUGUACAUUAUCACCUUUGAAUAUAAAUUCUAUUACUGUCAUGAAUGUACAAAGAUAUUGAACUCAGUAGUAGGCUGCCAUGUAAAAUUUGUUGGUAUUUUUGUAGUUUAAAAACAUGGCACUAUUUAUAAUUUUUUCUUUAUGUAAAUAUUCCUAUGGUUAAAUUAAAACAAUUUUUAACUCUUCAGUUA